This is a messenger RNA of Scheffersomyces coipomensis, 2168 nucleotides long. RefSeq names its product DNA topoisomerase 3. Gene Ontology annotation, cellular component: nucleus. The transcript has a single exon. Gene Ontology annotation, molecular function: DNA topoisomerase type I (single strand cut, ATP-independent) activity; DNA binding. Gene Ontology annotation, biological process: DNA topological change. The record is from RefSeq and is a predicted model, not a curated record. Bases 228 to 2075 code for a protein of 615 amino acids. Lineage: Eukaryota; Fungi; Ascomycota; Pichiomycetes; Serinales; Debaryomycetaceae.
UAUAGAACAGUCAAAUAUCACUAUAUAUAAUCGAAUUAGUAUGAGGUACAGUUGCAAGUGUCUACCGUGGUUUAUAAUGUCGCAAGGCUGGUUAUAUAAAUAGUACUAAAUAUGUCGUUGUAAACAAACGCGACACGUCUGAUUCAAAAUAAUUAUAAGGAAGAACAAGAAGAGAGAUAGGUCAUUAUGGUAUCGUUUAAAACUCAACAAGUUAUAAGAAUGAAAAUAUGAAAAUCCUAUGUGUGGCAGAAAAGCCUUCAAUAGCAAAAGAAGUCAGUAAGAUACUAAGUGGAGGACGAUUUCAAGUACGAAACUCCCAAAAUAAAUACAUCAAGAACUAUGAUUUCAAGUUUAGUUUCCCGAAUCAGGCAAAUUGUGAUGUUACUAUGACUUCAGUAGCAGGUCAUUUAAUCAAUAUAGACUUUCCACCAUCUUUUCAAUGGGGUAAAUGUGUACCAGGGAAAUUAUUUGAUGCAGCUGUAAUUGAAAAAGUGUUGAAACAAGAUAUAUUUGAUAAUAUAUCGAAAGAAGCUAGAAAUUCUAACAAAUUAAUGAUAUGGACUGAUUGUGAUCGAGAAGGAGAAUAUAUUGGUUAUGAAAUAUUCAAGGCUGCCAAUAAAGGGAAUAGACAAAUAGAAGUUGGAGAUAUUUGGAGAAGUAAAUUCAGUCAUCUAGAAAGAAAUCAUGUACUACGAGCCGCUAAUAAUCCUAUCAAAUUAGAUUUGAAAGCAGUUGAUGCAGUUUCGUGCAGAAUGGAAAUCGAUUUAAGAGUUGGAGCAAGUUUUACAAGAUUAUUAACUGAAGGUUUGAAGCUGAAACUGAUCAUUGAUAAAGGUGAUGUUGCAUCGUAUGGAACUUGUCAAUUCCCCACAUUAGGAUUUGUUGUUGAUAGAUAUAAACGAGUAAAGAAUUUUACUCCUGAGCAAUUUUGGUAUAUUCAAGUUGACUUAGAAAAAGAUGAUGUUAAAUGUAAUUUCAAUUGGACUAGAGGUCAUUUUUUCGAUCGUUUGCAUGUCAUGAACUUAUAUCAAGAAUGUUUAAAACAUAAAGAAGGUAAAAUCAUAAAAUUGGAACAAAGACGUACUACUAAUUGGCGUCCAUUACCCUUGACAACUGUUGAGUUACAAAAGGAUUGUUCAUCAAUUUUUAAGAUGAGUGCCAAAGAUGCACUUGGAGCUGCUGAAAAAUUAUAUAAUAGAGGGUUUUUGUCUUAUCCAAGAACGGAGACUGAUAAAUUUCCAGCUUCAUUUGAUUUCAAGACUAUCUUUGGAAGACAAAAAUCUGAUCCUCGUUGGGGAAAUCAUGCUACAGAACUAUUUGAUAAUGGAUAUGAAAAUCCUCGUGCUGGUAAGCAUGAUGAUAAUGCGCAUCCUCCAAUCCAUCCUGUUAACUAUGUCAAUAUUAAUGAAUUAGCUGCCGAUGAGAAGAAAGUAUAUGAAUAUGUGGUCAGAAGAUUUUUAGCUUGUUGUUGUAAAGAUGCUGUAGGACAACAAACAACUGCUACGUUAAAAUGGGGUAUUGAGCUCUUCACUGCCAAUGGUUUGAUGGUGACUGAAAGAAAUUACUUAGAUGUUUAUCCAUAUAAGAAAUGGGAGAGUUCAAAACAAUUGCCUAAGUUUCAACAGGGUGAUAUGGUAUCAAUCAAAAAUGGUGUUAUGAAAGACGGUAAAACAUCACCACCCAAUCAUAUGACAGAAGCAGAAUUGAUUUCGCUAAUGGAUAUUAAUGGAAUCGGAACAGAUGCUACUAUAGCAGAACAUAUUGAAAAGAUUGUUCUGAGAAGUUAUGUUGUUAAACAGAAAAAGGGUAAGGUAGAGUAUAUUAUCCCAACUCCGUUGGGAAUGGGGCUUAUUGAAAGUUUUGAUAAAAUGCAUUUUGAUAAUAUUUCAUUAUCGAAGCCAUUCUUAAGAAAGAAGUUAGAACUUUCUUUAGAUCAAAUAUCUAAAGGUGAAACCACGAAAGAAACUGUUCUUGAAGAUAUGAAGAUGUUAUAUCGACAAGCUUAUAGUAUAAGUAACCAAAAUAUGGUGAAUUUGGUUGACCAUUGUAAAACUGUUAUCCAAGCUAACUCGUGAUAAUCUGUAAUAUAAUAUAUAUUCAAUUUAGAAGAAAUUUGCAACCGUAAUUGUAUAAAUAAUUUUGAGCUAUGUACACGAAAUCACACAAAC